AUGAAAUUUGGUGGAUUUUCUACUCUUACUCAAGCUGCUGCUGCGUUGGCUUUGUUCAAUGCUGUCGAUGCGUUCGACGCUUCCUCUCCAGGACGUACUGAUUUGAAUACUACUGAAAUUGACACUGGGGCUUUCUUGGGUGACUUGGAUGUCGUCAAAGUUCCAGAAAGUGCAAAUUUGAGUGAGUACAUCUUGACUUACGCAGGUUCCGACAAAGCAUUGCUUGACGAAAAGACUGGUUAUGUCUUGUUGAACAUCACCCAGAACUACGCUGGCAAUGACACCAUGGCCAAGCGUGAUGUUAAGGUUUACGGCUAUGAUGGUUGGUACCAAACCUGGCACCAAAUGCAGACCGUUAACAAAGGUGAAUGGUGGUCUCCAUGGUACCCAAUCUCCCAGUGUGUUUCCAAUGGUCUGAACGAUGCUGAGGCUUCCAUUAGUGUUAACUUUGCCUAUACCUACACCUGGUCUUUGGAAUGGGGCUUGAAUGCUGGACCAGAUGUUGUCGGUGCAUCGAUCGGUUACUCAAUUAGUGAUUCUGUUGGAUGGGGUGGCCAAUUCCAAUGUAACAUUGCACCACACACUAGAGGUCAAAUUUGGUACCAACAAAGAGUUGCCUGGGCAGAUAUUCAGAAGCAAGACUGUCGCAGGGAAAACAAUGGUAAGGUCACCUGUAGUCCAUGGUCAGCCUUCAACCGUGUUAAUGCACCAUUGAAGGGUGCCGACAAUGUUCAUUUGGGAUGUAGUUCUGGAGAGGAUAACAUCCAAUGUGAUGCUCACUUUGAUUCUCGUUUGGGUCAAAUCUUCAGAAACAUUUGA
Messenger RNA from Nakaseomyces glabratus, 819 nucleotides. RefSeq lists its product as uncharacterized. The record is from RefSeq and is a predicted model, not a curated record. NCBI's taxonomy places the organism in Eukaryota, Fungi, Ascomycota, Saccharomycetes, Saccharomycetales, Saccharomycetaceae.